Messenger RNA from Rosa rugosa (rugosa rose), 1706 nucleotides. RefSeq lists its product as uncharacterized. The record is from RefSeq and is a predicted model, not a curated record. Lineage: Eukaryota; Viridiplantae; Streptophyta; Magnoliopsida; Rosales; Rosaceae. The transcript is spliced from 8 exons. Bases 1 to 1041 code for a protein of 346 amino acids.
AUGGAUGAGUAUGAUUUUAAGAGAAAGUGGUUUGUUGGUGUUUUUGUUAGAGAAUAUUGCAUAUCUGAAAUUGACUCGAGGAACUGCAAAGUAAGAAACUGGUCUGUUGAUAUCUCCGCUGCUUGCUAUGCUGAGAAGAAAAGGUCUUGCAAAGAUCUUCUGUUAUACCACAUUGAACUUUCAAAGAGACAAAACAAGAUUAAUAAAGCAUUUCAUGGUGCAUCACGCACCUCUGGAUCUGGAUCACGCGCCUCUGGAUCUGGAUCGGCAUCACGCGCCUCUGGAUCUGGAUCACGCGCCUCUUCUUCACGCGCCAUCCCUCCGACUAAGGCUGCGGACCAAACUUUUGUUGAGGUAUCUGGAUCACGCGCCUCACUGCCAUCUGGAUCACAGUCCAUCUCUCGGACUAAGGUUGCAGGCCAAACUUUUCUUGAGAUAUCUGGAUCACGCGCCUCACUGCCAUCUGGAUCACGUGCCUCAGGAUCUGGAUCACGCGCCAUCUCUCGGACUAAGGUUGCAGGCCAAACUUUUCUUGAGGUUGAGGUUGCCGCUCCUCCGGUCACCGCCCCUCCGGCCGCAUAUGAUCCUCUCGCUCUCUCACUAGAGACAACUGGGCUUCCGCUUCAGAUUGCACCGUCCCGUGGGCACUUUUUUUCACAGCUGGUUGUCGCUGAAGAUUUCCGGCUGUCAUUUCUGAGCAUACAGCAGAUGAAGACCAUCGUAUUUUACUACAGCCAUAUCUUGAGGAUAGAGGGUUAUGAUUCGAAGAGCCACGCUGUGCUGUCUUCCUUUGUGAGCUGUAGGAUGAUGCCGAGGAUGACGAUACAGCAGGAACUUGAGGCUGCACGGAAUCGGGUGAGGUUCGAUCAAGGGGAGAGAUGUAGGGGGACAUAUGCAGGCCUUUUUCUGACAUUGCUGAGGACAGUCGCCCAAUUGUGGGUUGAGUUGGAGGCACAGCAUUUCAGUUUGUCGAGGGUGCUAUCUAUCAGGAAGGAGAGUUUGAAGAUGUACUGCCAAAUAUUUGACGCGAGUCUCCUUUAGGAUGGUUGACCACCUAGCAAAAUAUUUCUCGGAGUAGACAUUGCAUGAGGUUCUCCUAGCAACAUAAAGAGAAAAGAAACAUAAGGUUCAAUGUGUAUGUGAGGAUACUGGCAUGGAGAAAGCUAUGGACAACUCUCAGUAGAGCAAACCGAAGUGGAUAAUUACUCAAAACCACGAGAAACCUGACAUUAAUUAAAACAGCUCUUACUUAUUGCUAUGAACCUCAAUCAGUACUUAUUUUGUUGGAUCCCCAAAAGCUUAACAUUUUAAUAUCCUGCGGUUAUCAAAACUUACAAAGUGGCAGUCUGAUUUCUGAGCAGCAAUUAGUGGUGCGGCAAUCCCAAAACUUAAAGAGACAAACCUUCUAUAGGUGCAUUUUCCGGAAUUGCAGGUUGUACACCUUCUAUAGCUAGUCAGUGACAAACAAGUCCAGUAUCAAGUGGUGCUUUUGGUAAAGGAGCUUCCGAUCACCUAAAUCAAACAAAAUAUCGAGCAUUUACUAUAGAACGUACAAAACCAAGUAGAAAGUGCUAUUAGUUUACUCACUAGUUCUUGCAUCUUCAAAAUCCACAUCCUUGUCAUCGAUGUAAGACAAAUCCCUAUGUCCAACUGCUUUUUUGAAACGCAAGGGGCCUCCAGACACAAAACCAUUUAGUGGUUGGUGA